Molecule: messenger RNA, 429 nt
Organism: Linderina pennispora
Lineage: Eukaryota; Fungi; Kickxellomycota; Kickxellomycetes; Kickxellales; Kickxellaceae
Exons: 2
Source: RefSeq, a predicted model, not a curated record
CAUCUUCUCCGCGCUGCAUUGAGCGAGCUCAAUAAAGUCAUUGAAAAUAUUCUAGACAAGCGCAGACUGGCCCGGGUGCAUGCACCAGCACAGCGCCAGUGCUGGUCGUAUAAAAACUGUGCUGUGCUGGUGCCAGAUGCUGUUUCUUUAGAGCCUCGCUCAUAUUCUCAAUUAGGCAUUUCUACAUCCUUUUACUAGCAAUGCAUUGCCACCUCCCGCUUAUAGCUCUUGUCACCCUGGCCUUGGUCAACGCGAUCCCUGUCGAGGCUGACAACACGAAAGAAAUGCUGCUUGAGAGGCGUGGGCUGCAGUUUGCUGCCAAUAACCUCUUCCCCAGCUCCCGCUUUGUUGGACCAGGCUUUUCACACACCACUGUGUUCCCUGGCCUGGCAUUCUCGGCUGGUAGUGGUCAGAUUUUCAGCGGUGGCG